CCUUCCUCGCAAUGGCUUGCUCCCACUUUCCUCAGCUUCAUGGUUCCGAACAUAACGAGGUUUCCGAUAAGCUCGAUCGACUGAGUGAGUUGCCCGAUUCCUUAAUCCUUUCGAUUCUUUCGUGCUUGUGGUCGACGAGAGAUGUUGUUAGGACAACCAUUCUGUCGAAACGCUGGAAAGAUCUGUGGACCACAGUCCCCUGCCUUGAGUUCGAUGACGAAAAUCAAGAGUUUAUUAGUGGGGUUCUUGCACAAUGGAGAGGUGCCAAGAUUGAGAGAUUUUGCUUCCUUUGUUUGUCUGAUGAGGUGCCUCCUCCUACCAGGAGCGAUGUUGAAUCGUGGCUGCUUUUUGCGAUGGAGAAGCAAGUGGAAGAUCUACAUAUAUAUACCAAUGUCCCAUACUGCCCACCUCAGAGUUUGUAUUCAUGCUCCUCCAUUACAACACUCGACCUUCAAUAUUGUUCCUUGGAAAUCGAUGGGAGUGUGCAGUGGAAUCAACUCAAGAAUUUAUCAAUUCAAAAUCCGUAUUCCUUGUCUGCUGACGCCAUAAGCAAACUUCUCUCCGGUGCCCCUCACUUGGAAUAUUUGACUUUGACUACGCUUGAUAUUGAUGGAAACUUCGAUAUCGUCUCUCCCAGAUUGAAGACGCUCCUAAUCGAAGAGGCUGGAAUAUAUGGAGAGCUCACGAUUCGGGCGCCUAAUCUCUUGACUUUAGAAAUUCUCGCAUCCAUUUACAAUGGUUCCAGUGUUUUGUGCCAUGUCCCAUCUUUGACUAAAGCUUGUAUUGAAGCUCGUGAUUGGGAUGCGUAUGAUCCGCCUCCUGAAAUGUAUGAUCCGCCUCUUGAAACGUUUUAUCAGCUUUUAAGAUGCAUCUGCCAUGUUAAGAAGGUUGAAUUAUCCGAGUUGAGCACUGAGUUGCUUCUCACCAUGAAGAAUAAAGAUAUGGUUGUUGGGUUUCCAAAUGCGGAGGUUCUAAAUCACACAGGCUUACUACGAUAUAUUGGCCUUCUUCAUUUCCUUGAUCUUCUUGAGUUGUUUCCAAAGCUGAAGAUGUUAAGUUUUCAUCAAACACAGGCUUACCAGGAUUUUAAUCCCAUUGUUGUGACGCCAUUUCCCUGUCCCUCAGUGCUCCAUCUAAAUACAGUUGAGAUUUCUUGGUCUGCAGAAGACCCCUCAAUAAUUCCAUUUAUAGAAUUUAUCUUGCAAAAUGCUCCCUUGCUCCACAAACUUGUGUUUUCUCUUUUACCGUUAAGUUGUAAUCGUAAGCGUUUCCUAAUGAUAGAAGAGAAGGUGCAAAGUAUGCCAAGAUCCUCCCCAACUGCUGAGGUUAUUAUAGUAAGGAAGUAGCAUUUGUUCUAAUUAUUUACUUGUUUCUCAGCUUGCUUUACUAUGUAUGGUAUGUUUUUAAGCAACAUCAUCUCCCUGCUGAUGUUCAUAGCAUAAUUAACUAUUUUGAUGCAGUUUGCCAUGAAUUAGUUUUCUA
Molecule: messenger RNA, 1482 nt
Organism: Salvia miltiorrhiza (redroot sage)
Lineage: Eukaryota; Viridiplantae; Streptophyta; Magnoliopsida; Lamiales; Lamiaceae
Product: putative F-box protein At1g49610
Exons: 3
Coding region: 12-1346 (444 amino acids)
Molecular function (GO): protein binding
Source: RefSeq, a predicted model, not a curated record